AUGGAAUUGAGAUAUAGGCUUAUGAUAAUGACAGUAUUUCUUACUCUUCUUUAUUUCCUUUGUAGUUUGAUUGUACUUUUAGGAUAAUAUUUUAAUGGUACUAACAUCUCCAAUAGUGAAAUAUUGUCUUCUUAACUUUACACAGAAACUUCAUUAGUAAUAUUUAAAUUGUGAGUUAGAACUCUAUUCGUUUUACCAGAUUUUAUUAUGGCAGAUCAAUAAGACCAGAUAUUAAUUCACUAUAUAGUAUAUCUAAAAUUAUCGAUUCUAUCAAUCAUUUUUAAUAAUUGAGAGAAAAUGAACUUGAUUAAAUAUUUUGGCACUAUCAAUAAAUAGAUAGUCUUAAAUAAUUAAAAGAUUAAUACUAAAGCUAAUAUUAAACUUUAUAGUUAUAUUCACCACUUGUUAGAUUUAUAAAAAUUUAUUCUGAAAAUUCAAUAUUUGAAGAAUUUAAUAUACUAUGUCAAAAUGGUUUAGGCAUCUCAUUUCUAAGUAAAAGUAUAGCAAAAUCAAAUGAAUGGUACUAAAGAAUAAUUAAAAAUUGUAAUAGUCUUACUGAUUGUGAAUAAUAUAUAAAUCAAUUUUCUUCUGAAAUUGUUUUUCCAUAAAUUGAAUCAAAUUUUGAAAAAUGGAAAUUGAAGAUAGGAAAAUAAGGGAAUUAAUGUAUUUUAUAAAUUCGUAGUAAAAAAAGCUUAUCAAUUAUAGAUUCUAAAUUACCUAUUAUUUACUCAAUACUAACAAAUGGUUAAUUAAAUAUAAUUUAAAAUGGUAAUCUAUAAAGUGGAACUUUAGAAGAUGUAUUAUAAUUAUGGUCUAAUUAAACUGAAAAUUUUUAAAAUUAAUUAUAUUCAUUAAUUAGUGUUCCAAUAGAAUAAAGAGAAUGGAAAAUGUUCUAUGAUGGAAUGGGAUAAUAGAGAAUUUUAUUCUUUUCAUCUUAUUACUUUGUAGAUCCAGAUAAUCAGUUUAUCAAUUUGACAGAACAAUUAUUGAAAAAUUGUUCUGUUGUUUUUCUAUAUUCAAUGUCUCUUAAUGAAUACUUAUAAUAACCUGGAAAAAAUGAAAUUGCAUAACAAACUUUAAUAAAUUAAAUAAUUAUAGGAUGUGCUAUUCAUGUUGUUUUAUUUUUGUACUUUUGGAGAAAAGGAGUUGUUUUAGCUUUAUCUUUAGAAACACCAAUAAGUUAAUUAAUUAAGUUAACUGAUGUUGAUAUGAAGUAUCUUGAAAUUUAAGAUUUUAAUUUAUAAGGUUAUUCUUCUCUAUAUUAUAAUCAAGAAAUUAGAUAAUCUUAUGAAUCAAUUAUUAAUCUUCUAAAUAGCAUAAAAUAUUAAAAUAAUAAACUCUUAUAAGAAUCAUAAGAUAUUAAUGAAGCAGAAGCUCUAAUAAUCUUAAGUAUGUCUAAAAGCUUUUAUAAAAAAUAUAAUAAUAAUCCUGCUAUUGGCAUAUGUGCUAAUAAUAUUGCUAGAAUACAUAUGAAAAAUCAAAGAUAUUUAGAAGCAAUGAACGAAUAAGAGGAGUCUGUUUUAAUAGCAAAUUAAGAUUUAUAAAGUUUAAUUGAAAUGCAAAAGUACGCUAAUUAAGCUGCUUAAACUUAAGAUGAUUAAUAACUUAAAAAAUUAUAUUUAAGACUUAAAAAUAAUGUUUUAUAAAAAUUUUAGAGACAAGAAGAUUAAGUAAUGAAAAGUGUUAUUAAGGAUAUAGUAAAAAAGACAGGUGUCAUUUAAAAUUCAUAACCUAAUCUAUCAAGAGGAUAAACUAUUUAAAAAACUAGAAAUUUUAUAGAAAUAUCUUAAAUUAAAAGUCAAGCAGAAUUUGAAUCUAGAGCAAUAAGAUAAACGACAAAUUAAAUUAAAAAUGUUACUUAGGAAGAUCAAUUAAUUAAAUAAUAGAACUCUGAACUCUUAGAACAUUUAGAAAGUCCAAGAAAAUCAUCUCCAAUUUCAAAAGCUUAUAUUGAUGAAGAAUUUCUUCAAAAAAAACAAAUCUUAGAAUAUAAGAUUGUAUUUCGAAAAUAUUAAUUAGCUUGUAUUUUAUUUAAUUACAGUAUGUCUAAAACUUAAUCAACAUUCUUAAAUGAAAGUGUUAAAUAAUUUAAUGAUGUUAUGGAAGAUAUUUAAAUUUUACCUGAUUCCUUCUCUAUUUUAUAUAUGAAAAUAAAUAUCUAUAUAAAAAAGGCUUUUUGCUUUGUUAAGGCAAAAAUUAUGGAAAAAGCAUAUUAAGAAUUAUAAGAAGCUUAAAAUAAAUUUGCAAUUCUCAAAUCUAUCAAAGAUGAUGUUAAAGAAUUAGAAACUAAAGAAUUUGUAGAUAUUUUUAGAAAUAUUCCUCUUGAAAUACUUUAAGAGAAAAUAUUUGGGUUAGAAGUAUAUUUUGAAUAAUUUAUUAGGCUUUAAUUAUGAUGAUUGACUAAGAUUACUAUUAAGCUUCAUAAAAGUUCGUUUCUAUUUUAAAAGCUGAAGGAUAUUAUGAUCCAGGAUUGUAAAAAUUGGUUUUAAAAUCAUUAACUAAGAUUUUUAAGAAAUGCAAAAUUAAUAUUGAUUGUUUAAUUAAGUUUUCUUAAUAAAAUUAACCAAAGAAAAUAGAAUUAAUCUUUUUAAUAGAUUAUUCAUCUGAAAUGACAAAUGAAUAAAUUACUUUAUCUCAUUCGAUGUGCAAAUAUGUUAUUUAAAAAUUAGAUGAAGAUGCAGAAAUUGCAUUAUAUGCAUUUAAUGAAUCUCUUCAUGAAAUAUUUUCAUUAUAAAUGAAAGGAACUUAUAAAAAAUUACUUGAAUCAAUUAUUGAAAAAACUUUAAUUAAACCUGGCGGAUAAGCUAAUAUAUUUCAAGUUUUAGAAAUAGUAAUUGCUAUUUUGUUUGAAAAAGAUUAACUUGAACAGAGAAAAUAAUUAGCUUUUCAUUUAAAAUCUAACAAAAUUAAAUAAUAAAUAUAAUAAGAAGAAUUUAAAUUUUCAGAUAUGGAAUUUAGAGCAUUUUCUAAUUCUUCAAAAAAUGGUAAAACCUUUUCAUAAGGAUUCAGUUAAAUAAUAAAAGAAGGUCCUGAUGAAUUAUCAGAAAACUAUAGUAUUAAUGAAAAUAUGGUAUUUAUUGUUAAUUAUUUAAGUAGAAUUAAUAUAAAAUUGAUAUAGAUAUGAUUAGUUAAGAAAAAGAUGAUUAAGUACUUAGAUAUGUUUGUGUAUUUAGUGAAGGAGUAAAAAAUUAUAAUUAGAUGUCAAUCAAUCGACUUCAAAGUUUAAUAAAAAAAAAGAACAUACAUUUAUUAAUAUUUAACAUAGCCAAUUAAAAUAUGAAUAUGUUGUAUUUAAAAUAAUUAGCAAAUGUCUCAGAUGAGAGUAAAUUCUUUACUAAUGAAAGAGAUAUUGAGACUUUUUUUGAUUAAUUGAAGAGAAACGAUUUCAAUAAAAGAGUUUAUCUAGAAUUUUUUUGA
This is a messenger RNA of Paramecium sonneborni, 3417 nucleotides long. NCBI's taxonomy places the organism in Eukaryota, Ciliophora, Oligohymenophorea, Peniculida, Parameciidae. The record is from the annotation of a GenBank genome assembly.